This is a messenger RNA of Trypanosoma conorhini, 354 nucleotides long. Its product is annotated as dynein light chain 2B, cytoplasmic. Lineage: Eukaryota; Euglenozoa; Kinetoplastea; Trypanosomatida; Trypanosomatidae. The coding region runs from base 1 to 354 and encodes 117 amino acids. Gene Ontology annotation, molecular function: dynein intermediate chain binding. Gene Ontology annotation, cellular component: cytoplasmic dynein complex; cytoplasm. The record is from RefSeq and is a predicted model, not a curated record. The transcript has a single exon. Gene Ontology annotation, biological process: microtubule-based movement.
AUGGAAGUGAAUGAGACGCAGGCUGCACGUGAGCGGGAACAGCGCGUGAAGUGCGUGGAGGAGAUACUUUUGCGCAUCGCCUCCCAUGAAGGCGUGGUGGGGUAUCUUGUGUUGAAUCCCGUCGAUGGAAGCCUCUUAAAAUACUCCGGUUUUGAUGGGGACGAGAGAAAAAUGCGAAAGUAUGGGGAUAAAAUCAACGGAUUUACAAGCUUGGCGUACUCGACGGUUCGAACUAUCGACUGCAAGGAUGAGCUCACCUUCCUUCGUCUGAGUGUUGGUCUGACAGACAUUCUGGUUGCACCGGAUGUAGAAAAAGAGUAUGUAUUGGUUGUGGUACAAGAGAUCAAGCGAUGA